AUGCGUCUCUCCAUUUUUCAGCCUCUGGUCCUGGCUCACCUUUUCAGUCUGGGCAUUGCCCAAACACCUGAUUCAACAGAUCCAGCUACGACUGCAGAGAGCAUUGCAAUCCCCCCAACAGCCUCACCGUCUGGGAGUGAUGAUGCCAGUAGCGACAGCACAACCCAACCAACAGCUGCACCGGGAGGAGGAGGCGGCUCAAGCAACUCCUCACUUGGUCCUCCCGAUGUUCAUCUCAAAGUCCCAGAACUCUCUGUCGGCCGCAUUGAGCUAGACGUCGACAACCUACAUGCAGAUAUCAACCUCAACGCGGAUAUCGCGAAGCUUGUCCAGAUCAAUGCAGGUAUCCAAGUUGGCAUCGACAAAGUCAACAUCACGAUCGCAGAUGUAGAGGCCGAACUUGAGCUCGUUGUCCGUUUGGGCAACUUAGUCGAGAUUGUUAACCGUACUCUGGCUUCCCUCGAUUUGAACCCGGCUCUCAUCAAUUUGCUCGACUCGGUCGGCGACAUCGUCGAAGGCGUUAUCGGCGCUGUAGAUGGUCUACUUGGAUCUAUCACCCAGGGCGACACGAAACUCAAUUUCCUCAUUGACAACCUUGGAAACAUUGUACAAGAAGUCACAAAAACGGGCAGCGAUGUUGUUAGCUCGAUUAUCGGAAACUACAAGCAAAACAUGACUUUCACUGGCGAUGAGAAGACUCUGAACAACGGUCUUACGCAAAGGACCUAUGAGUAUAAGGAGCUUAGUGCUCUUGUUAACAUUGUCUUUAACAAGGCUGGCCAGAUUGUUCAGGCCAUGGUUGUCAAGGGUGGCGGUAGUGGUUCUGGAGACGACGAUGAUGAUGAGCCUAGUGGCAGUGCAACCGCGUCGCAAACAGCAACAGCCACAUCUGCUCCCAGUCAAGCUACAACGGCAUCGUCUGCUUAA
This is a messenger RNA of Fusarium oxysporum Fo47, 927 nucleotides long. RefSeq lists its product as uncharacterized. The coding region runs from base 1 to 927 and encodes 308 amino acids. Lineage: Eukaryota; Fungi; Ascomycota; Sordariomycetes; Hypocreales; Nectriaceae. The record is from RefSeq and is a predicted model, not a curated record. The transcript has a single exon.